This is a messenger RNA of Diaporthe batatas, 744 nucleotides long. RefSeq names its product Mg-dependent acid phosphatase. NCBI's taxonomy places the organism in Eukaryota, Fungi, Ascomycota, Sordariomycetes, Diaporthales, Diaporthaceae. Gene Ontology annotation, molecular function: acid phosphatase activity. The record is from RefSeq and is a predicted model, not a curated record. The transcript has a single exon. Bases 1 to 744 code for a protein of 247 amino acids.
AUGCCCAAGAAACUAGCAAAGUCCUCCACCUUCAACACAACCUCCUCCUCGACCUCCGACCUCUCCUCCACCACCUCCCCGGCCCUCCCGCCCAACCUGCCCCCGAUCCUGACCGACGGCGGGCCCCUCCCCAAGCUGAUCGUCUUCGACCUCGACUACACCCUCUGGCCCUUCUGGGUCGACACCCACGUGACGGGGAGCACCCUCAAGGCCGUCCCGGGGUCCAACAACACCCUCGUCGCGGACAAGGUGGGCGAGCACUACGCCUUCUACGCCGACGUCCCGGCCGUCCUGCACGCCCUGCCCCUCCUGGGGGUCCGCGCCGCCGUCGCGAGCCGCACGUGCGCGCCCGACCUGGCGCGCGAGAUGCUCAAGCUGCUGUACGUGCACCCCCCACCGGCGCCACAGCAGGACGACUACGGCACCGGCAGCGGCGGCAAGAAAAAGGGCAGCGGCGGCGCCGCCGACAAGCCGCGCAGGGCCCUCGACCUCUUCGACGCCGGGCUCGAGGUCUACCCGUCCUCCAAGCUGCGCCACAUGGAGGCCCUGCACCGGCGCACGGGCCUGCCCUACGCCGAGUUCCUCUUCUUCGACGACGAGGUCCGCAACCGCGAGACCGAGAGCCUGGGCGUCACCAUGUGCCUCGUGCGCGACGGCGUCUCGUGGGCCGAGGUCGCGCGGGGCGUUGCCGAGUGGCGGCGGCGGAGGGCUGUUUCUGCGCUGGCCGAGGGGCCGGGUGAGUAG